Messenger RNA from Rotaria socialis, 1224 nucleotides. Lineage: Eukaryota; Metazoa; Rotifera; Eurotatoria; Philodinida; Philodinidae. The record is from the annotation of a GenBank genome assembly.
AUGAGUUUGUUAACAUCAUUAGCACCAACAUCAACACUUUCAAAUAAUCUUAUUAUCUAUUCAUCUGGAUCAAUACCAAUUAUUGCAAAAGAGCUUAAUUUAAAACAAACAUUAUUAGGUGGACAAUCAUUUCGAUGGAUCGAACACAAUCUAAAUGAAUUCGUUGGUGUUCUCGGUCAAUAUGUAGUUCGUUUACAACAUCAAAAUGAUAAUCUUCGUUAUACAUUUUUUACAAAUAGUGAAUAUGGAAAAACAUUCUCCAAUGAUAAUGAUCGUCGUGUCGAAACAGCACUUAUUUUACAUAAUUAUUUUCAAUUAACAAUAAAACUUUGUGAAACAUUUGAAAAAUGGUGUAAACUAGAUACUAGAUUUCGAAAAGGACAAAUACCAAGUGGUAUACGCAUUUUAGAACAAGAUCCACUUGAAAAUUUAAUAUCGUUUCUAUGUUCAAGUAAUAAUAAUAUUCAACGUAUAUCAAAAAUGAUUAAAAUACUAUGUGAAGAAUAUGGGAGAAAAAUUGGAACAUUGAAUGGAAUGACUUAUUAUCAAUUUCCAACUUUGGAUGAACUUGAUAGAUCAGAUCUUGAAAUACGUUUACGUGACUUAAAUUUUGGUUAUCGGGCACGAUAUAUUAAAGAAGCAGUUAAAUUUCUUAAAUAUACAGCUGAUGGUGGUAUGUUAUUUUUUGGUCGAUUGAAAGCAUUAUCAACUAGCGAAGCUCGUAAUCAAUUGGCAAACAUAAUGGGUGUUAGUCGUAAAAUUGCUGAUUGUGUUCUUUUGAUGUCUCUUGGUAAACAAGACGUAGUACCGAUUGAUACACAUAUGUAUACAUUUGCUAUGACUUAUUAUGAAUUGAAUAAUGAAAAUACAAAAAAACAAACUUUAAAUACACCUAAUUAUAAUGAUAUAUCAUCUUUUUUUGAACAACUUUGGCAGCCAUUAUCGGGCUGGGCUCAAGCUGCUGCAUUGUCUAAUGAACUUUAUUCAUCAACUAAUCCACGGCAUAGUCUCCAGUCAUCUGUGUCGUCCUUAAAACGUUCAAUAAGUAAUGAUAUUCUCUCGGAAAAAUUAUUUAAAGCCAUCGAUGAAAAUAAUCAAUGUCAGCCAAUAAAGAUAACUAUUAAACGUGGUCAAUUAAAUCAAAAAAAGAUAUUAACCAUUCAACCAACAAAAGAAACAUCAAAACGACCUAGACGCAAUGUGAAACCGAUCGUUCGCUUUUAA